Molecule: messenger RNA, 3298 nt
Organism: Polyodon spathula (Mississippi paddlefish)
Lineage: Eukaryota; Metazoa; Chordata; Actinopteri; Acipenseriformes; Polyodontidae
Gene: taf1c
Product: TATA-box binding protein associated factor, RNA polymerase I subunit C
Exons: 14
Coding region: 290-3298 (1002 amino acids)
Biological process (GO): transcription by RNA polymerase I
Cellular component (GO): fibrillar center
Molecular function (GO): RNA polymerase I core promoter sequence-specific DNA binding
Source: RefSeq, a predicted model, not a curated record
UUAGUUUAUACAGUCGUGCAGAAGAGCAAUGCUUGAGUACCAGAAGUAAACCACGUGGGAUGUCAUCGGGGAGGUUUUGUUAAAAGUAGUUUAUAAUGUGGUGUGAAACGAUGAAAUAUUGUAAAGUAAUGCAAAUGUGUUUUUGUUUACACCAGGUAUGAUGGUUAUCCUGCAACCUGUGUCAAAGUAAUUUUCUGACGUGCUCUUGCUCCAGACUUAUUUAGAGGGUAUUCGUCUGUUCGGAACCAGAUAUACAUGUUUAAAAACUAAAGACUGACAAAACGACAUUAUGAAUAACAAGUUCCCAGUGGCGCAGUUCCCCAGGUUCUAUAACAACGGUCCACCGCGCAAGAAACCCAAUUCCAUCCCCUCAGUUGAUGGAUGGGGAGAAUACGGGCAUGUCAUGACAAUCGGUACAAUGCAGUCACGCGGAGCUGAUUUGAAAUUUGAGGCCCAGCACAGUUUAAAGGGAGAGAAAUGGAAGCCAGUCGAACCCAUAGCAGUUCCUCUGUUGCAACCGAAUUCAGCCUGCAAGGUUUCCACUGUUACCCCAGCAGACCUGACUGCAAAAGGGAAAACCAUAAGACACAGUGGAGAGCAUGAGUCUUUAAAAGGGGCUUUAGACUUCACAGAACAUAUGAGUAAUUUCUACCUUGAUAACUGUGAUGAUGCCUUCAGUGCAAUGGGAGGACUCCUCGAGGAACACCUAUAUUUUGGUGAUGGCAGUCUCAAGGGAAGAAUAAGAGAGACUACCAUUGGUUUCUCACGCCUGAAUACAUUUUUAGAGAAUAUGAAGCACAAAACAUCGAGGCUCCUUAGCUACCUGUUUGAUGAUACCAUUUAUGACAUCCCUCCUGCGCUGCUGGCUGAGAACAUCCAUGAGGAGAUGGCUCUGCAGAGGAACAGGGCGCUGUUUGACAGUGCGACCACAGGGGGCGCCCUAGGUUACUUCCCACUCGAGGAGAAAGAAUGCUCUCAAGAGGGGUGUCUGAUUUACCCAAGCAAAGCUGCCCUGAACUACCUCAAUUUCCGUAAGGUUGUGAUGGAGUUUGGUGAGGAGGAUACCCCGAAGCUAAGCGUGAGAAACAAACCGGUAACAUUUGAGUUGAAUGGGACCAUCCGGCAAAUCAGCAUGGGGACUGUGGAAGAGCAAGUUUAUGUAGGUGUCCGCUCAGAUUAUCUCUGUGGUGUUUGGAAAGUCGGCUGCAAAAUGAAACCAGCCUCCCUUCAGGUCAUUCAAACAGAGCAAAUUGCCACUUGCAUCAACGUUAGUCCCCACAUUCCGGGAGAGAUGCUUGUUGCCAGUGAAAGUGGAGCUGCAUAUCUGUGGAGUCUUGAAAGAGGUCUCAAUAAGAUUCGACAUGAAACUGAGAACUUGCACUUCAAUGCCCAGUCCUCCUGGAGGUGGUGUGAUUUCACUGCCCACCCUAGAGUGGUGACGUACGCUGACAGGUCAGGAGUGGACCUUACAGACAUGAGGUCCCCAGAAAAUCAAAGCCAGGCCUUGUUUUUAAUUGGAGAAGCUUCAGAGUGCAGUAAAGGGGAGAGAGUGAUCCUGCCCAAAUAUCUAUGUGAUGUAAAUGCCUAUCACUACCUCAUCACUACACAGUAUUCAGCGUAUAUUGUAGAUGAGCGCUUUCCUUGUGUGCCGGUAAUGAAGUGGGAACACAUGCUGGAGUCUCCACCAAUGUUUUCCCUGGUGUUACCUGGGGAACCCUGGGGCAGGAGUAACAAGGUGUUGUUGGCAACUCAGUGCUCACAGGAACUCUUGCUGCUGCAGUAUUCAGGUGGUACCCAGAUUGCUUGCCAGUCUCUUGCUCCUCCUCAGAAGCUUUCUAGCCCUCCUGAUUGCCUGAAGCAUCUCCCUGUCCAGAUACCUCACAGAGAAGGCGCUGUGAAUGAAAGACUGAGAUCACAUGGGGCAGGUUUGAUGGCUGUGUAUCAUCACUGUGCACCAGAGUCCCUGUGUGUGCUCCAGCUGUCUCAGGCAGGAGACAUUUUCUACCAGAUGCUGAGACAUGAAAAAAACCCUGAUGAUACAACGGCAAGAAAUACAGAAACAGAGUCUAGCAAUGAAGAGCCUAAAGAAAAUACUGGAGCAACACAGGAGUCAAGUGUGGAGCAGCAAGCUAAAACGGUUGCCAUGGAGAACAAUCUGGAGAGUGAUGAGGAACAAGGGGCUUUCCACCAGCUUGAGAUUGUGGUAAACGACGCUGAAGAGCAGACAGAUUUGGAUGCACACACAGAGCCUCAAAGUGGGUCACCACAGUUCACACAAGAAAAUGGGUCCCACCUUGGAAAUGACGAAGAUCAACCUUCCACAGAAACCUGCCACCUGGAUGAAACAGUGAUCCCCAGCAGAACAGCUCUUGCCAGGUGGAAAAUGUGGCUAAAGACUUUUUUUAAAAAGCAACACAAGCUCCCCAAGCAAAAAAAAUCUCUCAGAAUUUACAAUGCCAGAAGAAUUCCCAAUUACAAACCAACAUCAGAAAACACAAUUUAUUGCGAUGUGAGAGAGAAAAUGAAGGUUGCAGUUAAAGAGAGGAAGGUAUUAAGCAGCAGAACAACCCAGCUGCAUCCCCUGGAGAUUGUCACUGUCCCAGACCCUGUGGACCCCUCGCUUUGGACUGAUGAGCUGAGUGAGCGUCUCACUGCUUCCUGGAAGGGCAGGUGGAGCAGCUGGUGGGAGGAUAAGCUGGGGUUAAACCGCGACCAGAAGAUUGAGGCCUUGCGCAGGAAACGGAAGUGGCAGAAGCAGGCCCGAGCUCACAACCGCAGGGUCCUCUCCCAAAGCUUCACCUCGUCCACCAGCUACCAAUCUGACCUGUCUGACUUCAGCGACUUUUCAGGGUGGUCCUCGGCAGCUAGCAGUGCUGAAGAAACUAGUGGCCCAUCCUCGCUACCUGACACAGACACUACCUCGCUGUGUUUAUCUACCCAGAGGUCCUCAAGUCUUGGAACUGGAACAGUCACCACAGAUUAUCCAGCAGCAGUUUCCAAUCAAGAGACGGUAUGUUCUCACCAUUCCAGUACAAAAGCUUUCCCCUCUUUAGCACUCCCAAAGACAGGCACUCCGAGGGACCCAAAGAGGAAAACCCAGGAUUGCCUGGCCGCCUUGUCUGAUCCGCAAAAUAGCGUGGAGCAGGAUGAGGACAACAGCUGGUCCUUUCCGUUGGUUUCUUCACAGAGUUCCUCCAUUCCCAAAUCCUCUCAGACAAACCGCUGGGCGAUACCUUCCUCUCAGGGGUCAGUGAUGUCUUCACAGCCCAGAAAGAAAAAGUCAAGAAUGGGCUUCUAA